Messenger RNA from Mangifera indica (mango), 2152 nucleotides. RefSeq names its product dihydrolipoyllysine-residue acetyltransferase component 2 of pyruvate dehydrogenase complex, mitochondrial-like. Gene Ontology annotation, cellular component: pyruvate dehydrogenase complex. Bases 208 to 1848 code for a protein of 546 amino acids. The record is from RefSeq and is a predicted model, not a curated record. Gene Ontology annotation, molecular function: dihydrolipoyllysine-residue acetyltransferase activity. Lineage: Eukaryota; Viridiplantae; Streptophyta; Magnoliopsida; Sapindales; Anacardiaceae. Gene Ontology annotation, biological process: pyruvate decarboxylation to acetyl-CoA. The transcript has 19 exons.
CUUAUUACAUAUUUUUUUUUUCUUUUUUGUACGGGCACCGAACCCUAAGAAUAUUCACGUUUUCGGCCAAAAAAAAGUGAACCCAUUUCGAUUUCAUCUCUGUUUGAAGAAACUAGAAAAAAAGGACCCAGCUUUUGAGUUAAAGUUUCAUUUUUUAGGGGGUUUUCUUAUUUCUUUUUUGAGUAAUUUUUGUUGGAGUUAUAAGUGAUGGCUUAUGCAUCUCACAUCAUCAAUCACUCUAAGAAGUUAAGGUAUGCUUCCAGUUUACUGCAGCAUGAGCAUGGUGUUCUGGCUCGUUGGUUUUCAAAUGAUGCUGUCAGUAAGAGAGAUGAUCUUUUAAAGCUUCGCCAUCAUAGCAAUGCUUCUGUGGAGAGGGAAAUGGUCUUUAAUUCAACUGUCAAUUGCACCGUAUCAUCAAUUGGUGCAUUGAAGAAAAAUCUUUCAAGUACAACAAGAUUAGCAGGAAAUACAGUGUUUGGAAUAUUUUCAAAUGAGGGAUUUUCAUGUUCUCAGGUACGCUCAAGGAGGGGGUUUGCAUCUAAUUCAGGUCUUCCUCCACACCAAGAGAUUGGAAUGCCCUCUCUUUCACCUACAAUGACAGAGGGAAAUAUUGCUAGGUGGUUGAAAAAAGAAGGUGAUAAAAUUUCUCCUGGUGAAGUUCUAUGUGAAGUUGAAACUGAUAAAGCAACAGUUGAGAUGGAAUGCAUGGAGGAAGGUUAUCUUGCCAAGAUUUUGAAGGGAGAUGGGUCCAAAGAAAUUAAAGUUGGUGAGGUAAUUGCUAUUACCGUUGAGGAUGAGGAGGACAUCGACAAGGUUAAAGAUUACAGUCCCUCAGUGUCGGAUGCUGGUGCUGCUGCACCUAAAGAGCCUUCUCCUCCCCCGCCAAAGCAGGAGGUGGUUGAAAAACCAGUUAGUUCGCCUGAGCCUAACAUCUCCAAACCCAGUGCAGCUCCUGCUGGAGAUCGUAUUUUUGCCAGUCCUCUUGCUAGAAAAUUGGCAGAAGAUAACAAUGUUCCUCUUUCUAGCAUCAAGGGCACUGGUCCUGAUGGACACAUUGUAAAGGCUGAUAUUGAAGAUUAUUUGGCUUCUCGUGGGAAAGAAGUUUCAGCUAAAGCUCCUAAGGCUAAGGAAGGAACAGCUGCAGCUUUGGACUAUGUGGACAUUCCUCAUUCUCAAAUAAGAAAGGUUACUGCUUCACGCUUAUUGUUUUCGAAGCAAACUAUCCCACAUUAUUACUUAACAGUAGAUACAUGUGUUGACAAACUUAUGGGUUUGCGGAGUCAGUUGAAUUCCUUACAAGAGGCUUCUGGUGGGAAACGUAUAUCUGUCAAUGAUCUUGUUAUUAAGGCUGCAGCCUUGGCUCUGCGGAAAGUUCCUCAGUGCAACAGUUCCUGGACUGACAAUUAUAUCCGCCAGUACAACAAUGUAAAUAUCAAUGUAGCAGUGCAGACAGAUAAUGGACUCUAUGUCCCUGUUGUCAGGGAUGCGGACAAGAAAGGCUUAUCUACAAUUUCUGAAGAGGUCAAACAAUUGGCCCAAAAAGCCAAAGAAAACAGUUUAAAACCAGAAGAUUAUGAGGGAGGCACAUUCACAGUAUCCAAUUUGGGAGGACCAUUUGGCAUCAAACAAUUCUGUGCCAUUAUAAAUCCUCCUCAAUCUGGCAUUCUAGCAGUGGGAUCUGCCGAAAAGAGAGUUAUACCUGCUGCAGGCCCAGAUGAAUACAAAUUUGCCUCAUUCAUGUCAGUAACGUUGAGCUGUGAUCAUCGUGUAAUAGACGGUGCAAUUGGUGCAGAAUGGCUAAAAGCAUUCAAAGGAUACAUUGAGAAUCCGGAGUCUAUGUUGCUCUAAAUCAAACUCUGUUUUUGACUUUUCCCCCCAAUUUAUAAAUUCAAGUGCUCUUCUCCCUCUGUAUCAGUUUAGAUGAGGAGACUUUGAGUUCAUCCCAGAAGUAGUUUGGAAGGAGGCUUCAGUUGACAUGAUUUUGUCAGUGUGGAAGGCAUUGUGUUUUCUCACAAAAACAAAGUUGAAAUGUUUUUUCAUUUUUUAAUAAGGUAGAGGGGUUAGAGGCAUGAAACUAUAAACAUGAUUUUGCUGAGUGUAAUUUAGCCCCUUUGUAUUUCUGAAUAAAUCUAGUUGUUAUGUUGUCAUGGCA